Seriola aureovittata is the source of this 5220-nucleotide messenger RNA. It is a transcript of the gene ccdc102a, whose product is annotated as coiled-coil domain containing 102A. The transcript is spliced from 10 exons. The record is from RefSeq and is a predicted model, not a curated record. Gene Ontology annotation, cellular component: myosin complex. Bases 359 to 2212 code for a protein of 617 amino acids. Lineage: Eukaryota; Metazoa; Chordata; Actinopteri; Carangiformes; Carangidae.
GACAAGCAGCAGUCACGGGUGAAGAAGGGGAAGAAGACACAGAGCAAUAGCAGAGAAAGUUCAGCAAGUUCGACCCCAGGCUUUGACUUCAGCAGCAACUUCACUCGUAAAAGGAAGGCGGUACCAGAAAAAGCUGCAAUGAUAAUAAAAUUGGACAGUUCAAGAGACUGAACAAGAGUCAAGACUGAUGUUGCUUUACAACGAUGGCAACAUCUGAGGAGACAGAGGAGCUAAAAAGUGAUGGCUGUAUUUCUGUUAGACAGGUUGAUCAGUUACUGAAGAGGCUGAUGAUGCUCUCCUGAAUCCCACAACCCUCCACCCCCUUCAUCCUGCCCGCCAUUCACGUUCAUACUUCAUCAUGAACCACACUCCAAGCCCCCACCUGUCCGAAGGUGGGAAGUCAGCAGGAGGUGGGCUGCUAUGCAGCCUGGGUCUGGGCCCCGAUAGGGGGAUCCGCUCCCCUGACAGUCUCACUCACACCCCCAGCCCCACAGGAGGAACUCCCAGCUCCAGCCCCCCACUGCUGCUGUCGCCUGGACUGGGAGGCCUUGGGCUGGGAUCCCUCGGGGCCAUGGGUGAUGGAGCUGGGGCUGACUGGGAGAGCAGAGAGGAGCUGAGGCUCAGGGAGCUUGAGGAGGCCAGGGCCCGAGCGGCCCAGAUGGAGAAGACCAUGAGGUGGUGGUCAGACUGCACCGCCAACUGGAGAGAGAAGUGGAGUAAGGUUCGUGCGGAACGUAACCGAGCUCGUGACGAGGUUCGUCAGCUGCGACAGCGGCUGGACACCCUCACCAAGGAGCUGACCAGUGUUCGGCGGGAGCGGCAGGAACUCGCCACGGAGAACGAAACCCUACGGCAGCAGACGCUGCGUCUCGGUGGUGACCACACGGCUCCUCCCCCAUCCACCGCUUCUCCCUCUUACUCCCCUGCACACCAGUGUGGUGCUUCCUCCUCCUCCUCUCCAUCCAUCCCUCCCUUCUCCCCUGCUUCCUCCUCCAAUUCCUCUCAGGUUCACAAUGACAGCAAGCUAGACAGGGUGGGGGAGGCACACCCAGGGUCUCCAGAACCAGAACCUGUAAGGGACGUGGACUUGGACAGACAAAAGCUAGGUCAACAAAAGGACUUGGAGAUGCUGGACUCUGUUCUGUGCUCCAGGGCCCUGGGUGCUGACAGUCAUGAGGCCUGGGAUGGUCGCGGUGGUAGCUGUGGCGUGAACACGUCCAGCUCACGUUCGUCCUCCGGUCUGAGCCGGCAGGAGCGCAGCAGGCAGCUGUGGGAGGACAUGAGCACAGCGGAGGAAGACUCCAGCAAACUGAACGCCCUGCAGCUUCGCCUGGAUGAGUCCCAGAAAGUCCUCCUGAAAGAGAGAGAAGACAAACUGGCUCUGAGUAAGAUCAUCGAGAGGCUGGAGGCUGAACUGAGUCAGUGGAAACUUAAAUACGAGGAGCUGAGCAAAAGCAAACAGGAGGCUCUAAAACAGCUGAACCUGCUGAAGGAAAUGCACCAGGAUGAACUUGGCCGCAUGUCUGAAGACCUAGAGGACGAACUUGGAGCCCGGACCAGCAUGGACAAGAAACUGGCUGAACUACGAGCUGAGAUGGAAAGACUGCAAGUGGAGAAUGCUGCAGAGUGGGGGCGCAGGGAACGUUUGGAAACAGAGAAACUGACGUUGGAGAGGGACAACAAGAAGCUGAGGGCUCAGGCUGAAGACCUGGAGGAGCAGCUGGCCAAGAAACGCCGGCAGGCUACAUCCGCGCUUGACACGGACCUCAAGGUCAUCCAGAGCGAGUUGUUUGAGAGAAACAAGGAGCUCGCCGACCUUCGCCACAUUCACGCUAAGCUGAAGAAGCAGUUCCAGGAGAAGACGGCGGAGCUCGCCCACGCCAACCGGAGAGUGGAGAGUCACGAGGCUGAAGUCAAGAAGCUACGGCUGAGGGUGGAGGAGCUGAAAAAAGAGUUGGGACAAGCCGAGGAUGAGUUGGAUGAGUCUCAUAACCAGAGCAGGAAGCUGCAGCGAUCUCUGGAUGAGCAGGUGGAGCAGACUGAGAACCUGCAGGUACAAUUGGAACACUUACAAUCAAGACUGCGACGACAGCAGCAGAGUCCGGGUCUGUUUGGGAAGAUGCGGUCGACCCGGUUCAGUCCUGAAAAUCCAGAUGGUCCAACCAGCGACAUGGAUGAGGAGGAGGAGGAACUGCAGCUCCAGAUCCCAUGACACACACACACACACACACACACACACACACACACACACACACACACACACACACACACACACACACAAGCAGCCUCUGAGCACUUGUAAACAUUGUUUUUUGAUAUAGGAGGUGAUAGAAGGUGAAUGUUUUUACUCCGGAGGAAAAACAUUGUUUUGUUUUGUCUUCUGUUCAACCAACACCAAUCCAAUCCAAACCAAUCUAAAAUUUUGGGAUGAAUUGUAACUAAUUAAUGACCAUGUUAAUGAUCAAUAAUCAGUGUAUCGUUAAAAAAACAAAAAAAAAAACAAAGAAAGCUUCAUCAAAUAAAAGCUUAUGUAUUAUUUUCAGGUGACAAAGUUUUGAACCAGCAACAAUAUAAUGAGCACACACCUUCACAUAGAACACACACAGACAUUCCCAUGCUCUCACACAUAGAUAGACAUAGAUAUUUGCAUAUUCAGACACACAAAAAAUAGGACGGCGUUGACGUUAACAAUGAACAAACUUCCGCCAAACCACAGGAACAGAGGCUGACACACAUCAUCCUAUCAGUGUACUCAGUCAUUCUUACCUCAUAUACAUCACAAACAUCAUAGCUUUCUGGUCUGAACUGUGCUACUGUAUUCACAGAAGGCUCCGCCCCUCAGCUCCAUCACUAGUAUUAAUACUUGAAACAUGACUGACAGCUGUGAGGAAAGGGACUGUUAUGUCCCUCUCAGCUCCAAAGUGUUUUUAUCACUUUAGCAACUAAUGUGACUAAAACAGUCGGCCACGUUUUAACCAGUAUUUGUAAUUUGUAAUGUGAGUAUUUUCCUCUUGAAUACCGAAGAUUCAAAGUCCUUUUCUGAUGCAAUUAAAGUUCACUUCCAUCACUGGGAGCACACUUAACAGCAACCAGCCUCAUUACACCACAAUGUGUGUGGAACAGGAAUUUUCUGUAACUCACCCAUCACACUCCGCUUCACUUUGCUCCAUAGUAGAGCUGAAUAAUUAAUCAAAAUAUUAUUGAAAUCUCAAUAUGGCCAAGAACAAAAUCCAAAUCACAGCAGCUGCAAUUGGUCUGCAAUUUGUCUAAAAUGUAUCACAACAGACCAUGAAUCUGGUGCUACAGAGACGCCAAUAUUCUCCACAUGUAAGGAACAUGUUUGUUUGGUACAAGACCCAACAAAAAUUACAUCAUCAUUGAAAUCAUGACUCAUCUCAAUAUCUGUCAAAAUAAUUGCCAUAUGAUUUUUUUCAUGUCAGCCCUUCUCCAUAGCAAGUAUGGUUAAUGUCGCAUCAUGGGUAGUUAGGGGUGUGUUCAGAUGGCAAAUGGACAGAGAUAAACUUUAUGCAGAACUACAGUUCUAACUGAGACCCAAACUCACCAAAUUUCAGACUUGAACCCAACUCAAGACUGAGGCUGUAUUUGUGUUAUAUGCUUUAUAGGCUUUCACAUAAAAAGUAACUAAUCUGACAAUAAUAAACCAACACACAACAUGGCAUGGCACCAAACAGACAGACCGGAGACAAAUUAAAGACCAAACAACAUGAAGUGUCUCAGUCAGGUGUUGAUCCUCCAGAACAGCUUCACUGCUCCAAGUCUCUGAACACAACUGGAGGAUGAACCAUUCUUCAUAAACAUAUUUCCUCAUGUUUUGAUGAUGAUGGUGGUGAGCGCUGUCUAACAACAGCUGUCCAACAUCUCACACAGUUCAACUGGACUGAGAUCAGGUGACUGAAGGUCACAGCAUAUGAUUUAAAUCAUCUUCAUUAGGGAUGCCACGAUCCAAUUUUUGUGCGAUCAGUGGCUGAUCAAUCGGGCAUCCCUAAUUCUCAUCCUCAUCAUACCCUCAAUGACCCCUGUGACGUCUGUGGAUGGAGACACUGUCAUCCUGUUUCUACACUCAUUCUUAGCUGUUUCCUUUAAUGUGUCACUGUGUCUGUUUAUAACUUCUACUAAUGAAUAAGUUGUAAAGUGAUUAAAUGUCGCACUCUUGUCUGAAUAUGACAUCAGAAUUCUGUCUACAUUUGUGCUUCCUUCAUGUACUGUAGUGUUUGAGGGAAAUGUAAACUAGAUAAAAAAGGCUUGUAACUCUUGAGUCUGAUCACUUCAUAAUGUAGUGUGUUCCCAGCAUGCCUGUGUCUCUGUCUGGUCCAGGUCUGAACAGGGACUGAACUAAAACCUGAAUAUUCAUAAGCCAGAAUCCAGCAAUGUUGUGCUAAAAGAGGAAGAGAUUUAAAGUUGAAUGUCGUUCCUUGAUGCAUUGAAGGUUUAAAUUGUAUAGACAUUAUAGCUUGACUGGUGAUCCAAUACUGUUGAAUUGGAAGCUUCCUUUUCUGCCUACCACAGGGUCAACAGGGUCUACAUCCAGAACUAAACCACACAGACCAGUACUCCAAACAGCAGGGGCUGGAAAUACAUCCAAAGUUCAGUUGUUCUGUUCUGUUUGGAUGUGUUAUGUGCAGAUAUGAUUUUAUGCAGUGUUUAUGCUGAUAUUCAGUAUUUUACAGUAUUGUAAUUUUCACUCCCUCAGAUCCAAAGUGUGUACUGUAUGUCCAGUAAUUCCCUCAGGGCUGUAUUCAGUCAGGGGGAAGAACCUCUAAAGCAGCAUUUAGACCCAUAAUGAGAUAAUGAAACUGUCACUAACGCCCAGGCCAGUAAAACUCUGCAGGUUUAAUACUCCCAGGCUCCCUCAGGACGACCCAUGUAUUCAACAGGAGGGGGGGUUUGGAUACGCUGUGUGUUGGACUGAAGAGUUCAUUUGUUUGUGCAGAGCUGGGCCUGGUUAACUCUCCAGUCUAACAGUGGACAGAUGUGAAAGCAAUAGAACAUCCUUAAAUUCUCCACCUCCAUCAGCAGACACUCUGCCUUGGCCUCCACCCUGACGCAGGAAGGGGACCAAGAUAUUUUUACUGAUCAGAAUUCUGAACUAUUUAUGUUGUUGUUGUUAUGGUUUAGUUUUAUAAAUGAACUGUACCACAGUGGUUUUGUAUUAGUGAUAUAAAUGUCAACUGUACAUAUAAAGAAACAUAAGUCCCUGUG